This is a messenger RNA of Enhydra lutris kenyoni (northern sea otter), 2196 nucleotides long. RefSeq names its product T-box, brain 1 (gene TBR1). The record is from RefSeq and is a predicted model, not a curated record. Gene Ontology annotation, biological process: commitment of neuronal cell to specific neuron type in forebrain; regulation of neuron projection development; positive regulation of DNA-templated transcription. Gene Ontology annotation, cellular component: nucleus. Gene Ontology annotation, molecular function: DNA-binding transcription factor activity, RNA polymerase II-specific; RNA polymerase II cis-regulatory region sequence-specific DNA binding. Bases 148 to 2196 code for a protein of 682 amino acids. The transcript has 6 exons. Lineage: Eukaryota; Metazoa; Chordata; Mammalia; Carnivora; Mustelidae.
AAAAAAAAAAAGUAAAUCAAACCUUUGAGAAGCAUUUGCUGGUUGAAGUGCUUUCUGUCUAGUGAGGGGGUCUGUGGAUUUCUAGUUUAUGAUAAAUAGGACUUUAAAAACCAGGGACAGGAGGGCGAGUGUUCAGGUUCUAGAGCUAUGCAGCUGGAGCACUGCCUUUCUCCUUCUAUCAUGCUCUCCAAGAAAUUUCUCAAUGUGAGCAGCAGCUACCCACAUUCAGGCGGAUCUGAGCUUGUCUUGCACGAUCAUCCCAUUAUCUCGACCACUGACAACCUGGAGAGAAGUUCACCUUUGAAAAAAAUUACCAGGGGGAUGACGAAUCAGUCAGAUACAGACAAUUUUCCUGACUCCAAGGACUCACCAGGGGACGUCCAGAGAAGUAAACUCUCUCCUGUCUUGGACGGGGUCUCUGAGCUUCGUCACAGUUUCGAUGGCUCUGCUGCAGAUCGCUACCUCCUCUCUCAGUCCAGCCAGCCACAGUCUGCGGCCACUGCUCCCAGUGCCAUGUUCCCGUACCCCGGCCAGCACGGACCGGCGCACCCCGCCUUCUCCAUCGGCAGUCCCAGCCGCUACAUGGCCCACCACCCGGUCAUCACCAACGGAGCCUACAACAGCCUCCUGUCCAACUCCUCACCGCAGGGCUACCCCGCGGCCGGCUACCCCUACCCACAGCAGUACAGCCACUCCUACCAAGGAGCCCCGUUCUACCAGUUCUCUUCCACGCAGCCCGGACUGGUACCCGGCAAAGCGCAGGUGUACCUGUGCAACAGGCCCCUCUGGCUGAAAUUUCACCGCCACCAAACGGAGAUGAUCAUCACCAAACAGGGAAGGCGCAUGUUUCCUUUUUUAAGUUUUAACAUUUCUGGUCUCGAUCCCACGGCUCAUUACAAUAUUUUUGUGGAUGUGAUUUUGGCGGAUCCCAAUCACUGGAGGUUUCAAGGAGGCAAAUGGGUUCCUUGCGGCAAAGCGGACACCAAUGUGCAAGGAAAUCGGGUCUAUAUGCAUCCGGAUUCCCCCAACACGGGGGCUCACUGGAUGCGCCAAGAAAUCUCUUUUGGAAAAUUAAAACUUACAAACAACAAAGGAGCUUCAAACAACAAUGGGCAGAUGGUGGUUUUACAAUCCUUGCACAAGUAUCAGCCCCGCCUGCAUGUGGUCGAAGUGAACGAGGACGGCACGGAGGACACCAGCCAGCCUGGCCGCGUGCAGACAUUCACUUUCCCCGAGACCCAGUUCAUCGCCGUCACCGCCUACCAGAACACCGAUAUCACACAAUUGAAAAUAGAUCACAACCCCUUUGCAAAAGGAUUUCGGGAUAAUUAUGACACGAUCUACACUGGCUGCGACAUGGACCGCCUGACCCCCUCGCCCAACGAUUCCCCGCGCUCGCAGAUCGUGCCCGGGGCCCGUUACGCUAUGGCCGGCUCUUUCCUGCAGGACCAGUUCGUGAGCAACUACGCCAAGGCCCGCUUCCACCCGGGUGCGGGCGCGGGCCCCGGGCCGGGUACGGACCGCAGUGUGCCCCACACCAACGGGCUGCUGUCGCCGCAGCAGGCCGAGGACCCGGGCGCGCCGUCGCCGCAGCGCUGGUUUGUGACCCCGGCCAACAACCGGCUGGACUUCGCCGCCUCGGCCUACGACACAGCCACGGACUUCGCGGGCAACGCGGCCACGCUGCUCUCCUACGCGGCGGCGGGCGUGAAGGCUCUGCCGCUACAGGCGGCGGGCUGCACCGGCCGCCCGCUCGGCUACUACGCCGACCCGUCGGGCUGGGGCGCGCGCAGCCCCCCGCAGUACUGCGGCGCCAAGUCGGGCUCUGUGCUGCCCUGCUGGCCCAACAGCGCCGCGGCCGCCGCGCGCAUGGCGGGCGCCAACCCCUAUCUGGGCGAGGAGGCCGAGGGCCUGGCUGCCGAGCGCUCGCCGCUACCUCCCGGCACCGCCGAGGACGCCAAGCCCAAGGACCUGUCCGACUCCAGCUGGAUCGAGACACCCUCCUCCAUCAAGUCCAUCGACUCGAGCGACUCGGGGAUUUACGAGCAGGCCAAGCGGAGGCGGAUCUCACCCGCCGACACGCCGGUGUCCGAGAGCUCGUCGCCGCUCAAGAGCGAGGUGCUGGCCCAGCGGGACUGCGAGAAGAACUGCGCCAAGGACAUAGGCGGCUACUACGGCUUCUACUCGCACAGCUAG